Molecule: messenger RNA, 3133 nt
Organism: Python bivittatus (Burmese python)
Lineage: Eukaryota; Metazoa; Chordata; Lepidosauria; Squamata; Pythonidae
Source: RefSeq, a predicted model, not a curated record
AAGCCAGUGAAACAGACGACUUUGGCUUUGGCGUAGAACAUCUGACUUACUGAGAAGUGAACUUCUUGGAACUGCAUAGCUUGCAAGCCUUCAGAAGAAAUUUCUUUCGUCAUUGUUUGGAAAGGUGGCAAUAAAAAUCAUCGACAAAUCUCAGCUAGAUUCUGUGAACCUGGAAAAAAUUUACCGGGAGGUACAGAUAAUGAAAAUGCUGGACCAUCCACAUAUUAUCAAGCUUUAUCAGGUGAUGGAGACCAAAAGCAUGUUGUACCUUGUGACAGAAUAUGCCAAAAAUGGAGAAAUAUUUGAUUACCUUGCUAAUCGGGGACGUUUGAGUGAGCCUGAUGCCAGACGCAAAUUCUGGCAGAUUCUCUCGGCUGUGGAGUAUUGUCAUGGCCGGAAGAUUGUGCACCGGGAUCUCAAAGCUGAGAAUCUUCUGCUCGAUAACAACAUGAAUAUUAAAAUAGCAGAUUUUGGGUUCGGAAACUUCUACAAAAGUGGUGAGCCUCUGACAACGUGGUGUGGAAGUCCCCCUUAUGCAGCCCCUGAGGUCUUUGAAGGCCAGCAGUACGAGGGGCCACAGCUGGACAUUUGGAGUAUGGGUGUAGUUCUCUAUGUCUUAGUUUGUGGAGCUUUGCCUUUCGAUGGACCGACACUCCCCAUCUUGCGGCAACGGGUUUUGGAAGGAAGGUUCCGUAUCCCCUAUUUCAUGUCUGAAGAGUGCGAGCAUCUUAUCCGGAGGAUGCUGGUUCUGGAUCCAUCCAAGAGACUGAGUAUUGCUCAGAUUAAGGAACACAAGUGGAUGCUCAUAGAAGUUCCUGUGCAAAGACCCGCUCUCUAUUCCCAGGGGCAAGAGAACGAACCGUCCAUUGGAGAAUACAAUGAGCAAGUUCUGCGGUUAAUGCACAGCUUGGGAAUAGACCAGCAAAAAACCAUUGAGUCCCUGCAGAACAAGAGCUACAAUCACUUUGCUGCUAUCUAUUACUUGCUUAUAGAGAGGCUAAAGUCACACCGCAGUAGCUUUCCUGUCGAUCAGCGGUUAGAUUCUCGCCAGCGGCGACCCAGCACCAUCGCCGAACAAACCGUCGCCAAGGCUGCUGUUGCUCCCGUGAACUUGCACUCUCAGAACAUAAGGCUACGAAGGUCUCCCGGGCUCCCACCGACAGCAGAAGCAUUCUCUUUUCCCAGGUCUGUCUGCCAGGCAGAAUCAACUUUCAUGGAAGAAGAGAGAAUUGACACACCCAAAGUGAACGGUUGCCUGUUGGAUCCUGUUCCCCCAGUGAUGGUAAGGAAAGGAUGCCAGUCCCUGCCGACCAGCAUGAUGGAAACCUCAAUCGAUGAAGGGAUAGAAGCAGAAGGGGAAUCCGAAACGGACCCCGCUCAGGCCUUUGCAGCACUGCAAGGAAGUCGCAGCGGGAAGAGGCGACAUACCCUGGCAGAAGUCACCAAUCCCCUCUUGGCCAUGCCAGGCCCAGGAAAAGUCUUUUCCAUGGAUGAGAACCAAUCCUUGAGCAGCACCGACUCUGAAUAUGACAUGGGAUCUAUCCAGAGGGAUUUAAACUUCCUGGAAGACACCUCGUCCUUGAAGGAAAUGGUUCUGGCAAACCCACCAGCUCCGAGGAUGACCCCUCCUUUCAUAGGCCUGAGGCCUCCUAAUCCAGCCAUGCAGGCCCUGGCUGCCCACAAACGAGAAGCCCACAAUCGUUCCCCUGUCAGCUUUCGGGAGGGGCGCAGAGCAUCGGACACAUCCCUGACACAAGGAAUUGUAGCGUUCAGACAGCAUCUUCAGAAUUUGGCCAGAACUAAAGGAAUCCUGGAGCUGAAUAAAGUACAGUUGUUGUAUGAUCAGAUGAGGUCAGAAGACGAACCUUCUCUGGAAUCCACUUCUCCUCACUUGCAAGGCCUUGGAAGCGGUUCCCGGCAGGAGGAAGCCUCCCAGCAGCAGGACGCUGCUCCCACCUUUCCCAACAGCAUGCAUCCGCCGUUGCUGUCCAGGCGUCAGAGCUUAGAGACACAGUAUUUGCAGCACGUGCUUCAGAAGCCCAGCCUGCUCUCAAAAGCCCAACACGCGUGUCAGGUGUUUUGCAAGGAGAUACCCCGGAGCCUCGAACAGCAGCUGCAGGAGCACAGGUUGUACCAGAAGCAUCUGCUCCUCCAGAAGCAAUCCCAGCUGCAGGCCUACUUCAACCAGAUGCAGAUAGCAGAGAGCACAUACUCCCGAUCCAGCCAGCUGCCCCUCCCCUGCCAUGAAGACCCGCCUCCUUCCUCCCAGUUCACUAUGGUGCAACCCUUGAGCCCCGUCCUGGAGCCUUCUGCUGAAGACAUGCAAUAUGACCCUUUCCUUAGCCAGUAUCAAAAGCUACAACUUGACCAGCAGUCUCCUCCCCCCAUCCACAGCUCCUCCCCAUUGCCAUCACAGAUGCCCAUGCAGCCACCGCCUCCACCGCAGCAACAGUAUUCCUAUCAGACUUGCGAAGGGCCAGUCGGCCCCUCGUCUGACCUAGACUAUGCCAGCCAGCAUCAGUAUCGCCUGGAUCCCACCCAGCAGAGUGCCAUAGCAAUGACCGGCGCCCGGCGGAGCUCAGAAUCUCCCGGGUCUCAGUCCAGCUAUGACACCUUAAACCUUGCACAGUUGCCUGGGCUCUUUGAUUGCGAAAUGAUGGAGACGGUGGAUCCCCAACACGGAGGCUACGUCUUGGUGAACUAGCAGCUUUUAAAGCUUUCUGGAGGGGAGGCUGGUUGGUUGAAGCCAAGUCACGGAAUGGCUCUGGGUCGGGUUUCCGUCUGUGUUCUGCCUCUAGCCUCCCUGGCUUCUUCUCCAGUCCUUGACCUUCACGGAUGAACACCCAAACUCUCUGGACUGGUACUAGCAGAGAAGGACCAAGUCUUCACUUUACGAGAGAGCUUGCUGGCAGGGCUGAAGGCAGGCCCUGCACCUUCAACAGAACAAAGAACUGCUUUGAAGGGAAGGAGGCAACACGCUUCUAAGAAGGAAGGAAGUGGGGUCCUUCCAGAACCUUUGGUAUUCUGCUAACCGUGCAACCUCCGUCAGAGGAAACCUGGGAGAGUUCAGGAAGAAGAGUGAAUUUGCUCUACACCAUACUUGGCAAUAAAAGCAAUACAUUUUUCAUUGGAA